Messenger RNA from Moneuplotes crassus, 846 nucleotides. The record is from the annotation of a GenBank genome assembly. NCBI's taxonomy places the organism in Eukaryota, Ciliophora, Spirotrichea, Euplotida, Euplotidae.
AAUGGAGACCAACAGCAGCUUGUCUACCGACUCAGUGCCUUCAGCAGCCUUGCUACAGCACUUGGAUGAGUACUUCCCCAAGUUCUCACCUGAGAUCACCAAGAUGAUAUGCAAAGCGCAUGGGCUCUCCACUAAAGACGAGCGCGUGCACGCGCUCUUCUCUAUUGUAGUGGAGAUCUUCCUUGAUAAACUCUUCUGAUCUCCGAGUUCCAGCUGCAUCUAUGAUGUUGAUAAUAGAAACAAGAAGGACUUGAAGACCCAUUUGAUCUUUAGUGAGCUCGUCGAGGUGCUUAAGGAUUAUGAUAUUGACACGGAGUUUGUAAAUAGAUUCCAUCAGCCUAAUGAAACAGGGUUCGAACAGUAGAAGAUGAGAUGGGAGAAAAGCAAGAAAAUAUAAUUUUAUUAAAAAGAUAAGAAGGAUGAUUGUGUUUAAAAGAAUUCAAAUAUUUAGCAAAGAGAGGAGAUUUUGAGUUUAAGAAAAAGGCUAGCGAAUAAUUAGAAUUUUUAUUGUCCUUUAAUCUAAUUAACUUUCUUCCCAAGUACUUUUAAAUCAAUUUCUUUGAAAUUUACUGUUCUGGCACCCAAAGAACAAGAAAUUCCACUAAGAGGCCCAAAAGGAACAAUUCCUCUCAAAUCCCUCCUCCUGGCCCUCUUCCCUUCUAAACCCACCUGCUUCACAAUUUCCCAAUCUUCCCUCUUAAACCCUCCCUUAACUCCCUACUCCACUCCUCCUCUUCCUAAACCCACUUACCAAUUACACUUCUUCUGCUUAUUUCCCUCCCCCUGGCCUCUUCCAAUUUGGGGGUCCCAAUAAAAGACGAAAUUAAUAAGUUCAAUUUUGGAUUC